GGUACAGACACCAGCCCCAACCCGGUGAGGCUCCAGCACCUCCCUGCGUCAGGCACUCGGCCCCUCACUGACACCCGUUUCCCAGUCUUUCUUUGCUGCCCAAGGUACCCCAUCCAGCUGCUCCCACCAUGGCAGACACCUGUUUUUCUGGGCCUUGUGUUCCCACGGCCUCGGCCGUCUCGGUCUGCUCCAGUGACGUGAGCUGCGGCAGCAACAGAGUCUGCUUGCCCAGUUCUUGCACCGGCUCUUCCUGGCAGCUGGACGACUGCCCAGAGAGUUGUUGUGAACCCAGCUGCUGCGGCCCCAGCUGCUGCACCCCCUCUUGCUGCCCAGCCCCGUGCUGCACGCCGGCCCCCUGCCUGACCCUCGUGUGCCGGCCGGUCUGCUGCGUACCCGCCACCUGCCAGACGGCGUGUGAACCCGGCCCCUGCCAGGCUGUCUGCACCUCCUGCUGCCCAGACCCUUGCUGCGCUGCCACUCCCUGCACGGUGCAGUCCUGCUGCUGCGUCCCCAUGUGCUGCAAGCCCAGCUGCUGCAUCGUCCUGCCCGUGUGCUGCAAGCCCAGCUGCUGUGUGACCACAGCCUGCUGCCCUGCCUCCUGCUGCUGCCAGCCCAGCUGCUGCCGCCCGGCCUCCUGCGUGUCCCUCGUCUGCCGGCCCGUGUGCAGUUCGGCCUCCUGCUGUGUGCCUGUCUCCUGCAAACCCUCUUGCUGUGCCCCCACGUCCUCCUGCUCUUGCUGCUGCGCACCCUCCUGCUGUCCAGCCACCACCUGCUGCCGCCCCGCCUCCUGCGUGUCCCUCGUCUGCCGGCCCACCUGCUGCAAGCCUGCGUGCUGCGCUCCCAACUGCGGCCAGAAGUCUUGCUGCUGACCACAGGCUGCUGCUCUCUGUCCCCCUGGCGGACGCCCUCUGUCUCUCCCCCGCCCCGGGAGCCACUUCCGCUGGUCUCCUGGAUCCCCGGGGAUCAGCCUCAGUAAAUGACCGGCCACCGCCCGCCUCCCUGCCUUGCAGAGACCUCAGAGAUGCCAAGGUGCAGCAAACAGCUCCACCAUCCGAACCCCUGUGGCUCUCUUCCAAACCAUGGCUGCCCCAACCUUGGCCCCUCCUUGGCGUGCACCCGGGCCCACUGCUUGCAGCCCCCGGACAGGCUCUCUCUAAUGUCAAAGUGCAAGGGGAUGGCCUUGGCCAUGGCCUGCCUGGUAAUAAACAGCAUC
Messenger RNA from Sarcophilus harrisii (Tasmanian devil), 1213 nucleotides. Its product is annotated as keratin-associated protein 10-3-like. Lineage: Eukaryota; Metazoa; Chordata; Mammalia; Dasyuromorphia; Dasyuridae. The record is from RefSeq and is a predicted model, not a curated record. The coding region runs from base 129 to 869 and encodes 246 amino acids. Gene Ontology annotation, molecular function: structural molecule activity. Gene Ontology annotation, cellular component: keratin filament. The transcript has a single exon.